This is a messenger RNA of Puccinia graminis f. sp. tritici CRL 75-36-700-3, 1803 nucleotides long. RefSeq lists its product as uncharacterized. Gene Ontology annotation, cellular component: chromosome; cytoplasm. The transcript is spliced from 4 exons. Gene Ontology annotation, biological process: double-strand break repair via homologous recombination. Gene Ontology annotation, molecular function: four-way junction helicase activity; 3'-5' DNA helicase activity. Lineage: Eukaryota; Fungi; Basidiomycota; Pucciniomycetes; Pucciniales; Pucciniaceae. The coding region runs from base 1 to 1803 and encodes 600 amino acids. The record is from RefSeq and is a predicted model, not a curated record.
AUGCAGCAGGCAACUAUAGCCAAGCGUGUGCGCACUCCGACCGGUGUCAAUCUAUACAAAAAAAUUCAUGAAAAAACCGAUGAGAAGCUGAAGGAUUUCAUCAAGCAGAGCUCGUUGGAUACUUACAAUCAGGAGGCCAAACCGUUGCAAGUCGAAGCCGUUUUCAACCUUGCCAAGUCAUUCGAUCAGGUUUACUUCAGUACGACUUUUCAGAACCGGCUGGCAAUGAUUGUGGUCGACAAAGCUCAUAUGGUAUAUAUAUGGGGUCUAGUCGAGAGCUCGACAUCAAAAACGAUCCAUUCAGUUCAUCUCCGUAUUGAAGAUUACGCCUUGUUUAGGCCUUGCUACGGGAAGCUCGGGCCGCACUUACUUUUCCGAAACGAGAAACCAAUCUUGUUACUGUCGGCAACGUGUCGUCCUGUGGCCGUGGAUGGAAUAAAGAAGAGUCUUAAACUGAACGAUGAUAAUCUGCACAUUUUGCGCGGGGAGCUCACACGGCCGGAAAUUUGUAUCAUCCGGGUUGAAAUGGAUCAUUCUCUUGCAUCUACUCUGGACUUGCUCAGGAUUUUUCCCUCGGCUAAGGACGUUCCAAAUCAUGCAAUGGUGCCGACUUUGAUCUACAGCAGCUCUCGCAAUCGAACCCUGACCGCCAUGGAUGUUGUCGAUCUGGCCCGAGAGACUCCCGGCAAUGCGUUUUCUCCUCCCAGCACUUGCAUCCGUCGAUUUCACUCUUGCACGGGUGAUCAGGAUAAAGUUGAUUGUGUGGAAGGUUUUGCUUCGGGUGUAUUUCCUUUGAUCUCUUGUACUAUGGCCCUUGGCCUUGGUCAAAACUGGAAGCGAGUGCGGAUGGUGGCUCACAUGGGGAGGGGUGAUCCGGCCUCUAUCUGUCAAAUGAUUGGAAGAUGUGGGAGGGACGGUCGACCUGGGCUCGCUGUGAUGUUUGUUGAGAAGACUCGCCGAAACGGAAAGAACUCAGUUGAACAGUUCUCCCAAGGUGGGGUCCAAUCAGAUCAGGAUCGGAUGGAUGCGCUUGCUAUCACGCCGGUGUGUCUACGCAUUGCAUUUUCUAUUGAUAACUUGCUUGGCUACAUCCCACUAUCGGUGGAUGACCCUGCGUACAUCUACAACUUCGAUGAUAUCAUAGGCGAUAAAUUUCAAACAACAGAGACCCGAGAUAUCCGCCUCAAAUACCCUGCAAAGCCAUCGUUGUUCAGGAAGCGCAAAAUUCCUGAUUCUGAUAGACCCGUCUUGGAGGCUUUUAAGAUUCAACUCAUUGCCGACUUGCAUAAUUACUAUCAGCUCACUUUCGGCUCGGAAGGUCCUCUCGCCCCGGCUGAUAUCUUUGGAGAUGAGGAAGCGGAAUCAAUAAUCUCUUACUCGCAUCACAUAAACAACACAAACGAUGUUAGGACGGUCAUAGGUGGGGAAUGUUUUGAAGGUCAACUCAAUUGGCUUUUAGAUCAGAUCACUAUCUUCAAAACAUCGCGCGAGGGUAACGACCAUCCGAUCUCACAUAAGAAGCGUAGGGCAGUGUCUGGAUCAGCUGCGAUCACGUCUCUACCUUCCCAACCUUCAGUUGGCUCGUCAAGGAACCGAUGUGCAUCUGCAACGAGUGCUCCUAGGCCCCCAUCAAAGAAGGUCCUCGCGGCUGAGGCGAGGCGUCAGAAAUCGAACGAGAAGAAGGCUCAAGAUGCUUUAUGGUUGCUUUCAGAACAAAAGCGCAAGGAACAGGUGGCGACAUUUCUUAGGGAGGGUCUAGAGAAAGCGCAUAAGGAAAAAGAAGGAACAACAAAAGAUGCAUAA